GCGACCGUCGUCAUCGCGCCGCGACCGCGCCGUCGCGCCGCGGCGGGCGGGCCAUGGCGGCGCUGUGGAGGGGCUGCGGGCGGCUGCUGGGGCGGCGGCCAGGGGCUGCACAGGCGCUCACCGCCGGGGCCCUCAUGGGAGCUGGUGAUGUGAUUGCGCAGCAGCUGGUGGAGCAGCGGGGGCUGCACGGGCACCACGGCUCCCGGACCCUGAAGAUGAUGGCAAUUGGCUUCUGCUUUGUGGGUCCUGUCGUGGGCAGCUGGUACAAGAUCUUGGAUCAGCUCAUCCCGGGGACCACAAAAGUUGUGGCUGUGAAGAAGAUGGUCCUGGACCAGGGGGGCUUUGCACCGUGUUUCCUUGGCUGCUUCCUCGCCAUCACGGGGGCUGUGAACGGUCUGUCGGCAGAGGAGAACUGGUCUAAGAUCCAGCAGGACUACACGGAUGCCCUCCUGACCAACUACUGUAUCUGGCCACCGGUGCAAAUCGCAAACUUCUACUUCGUGCCCCUGAAGCACAGGCUGGCCGUCGUCCAGUGCGUUGCCAUCGUCUGGAACUGCUACCUCUCCUGGAAAGCAAAUCGGAUGUGAGGGGGGAAGCCGUGUCCCCUCCCUGCCCACCUGCUGCAUGACCGCCCACCUCCAGAGCCCUUGGAACAGGCACCCAUGGCUGUGGGUGGGGAUGGGAUUUGCAGGGUGCUGGUAGCACCCGCCCGCUCUCUCCUCAGGGGACCUCAUCACCUACAGCUGUGGCCCUCACCGCUCGCAGGGGCACAUGGAGAAGACGGCGAUGGGUCCACCCUGCGACAGGCCGGUGGCUGGGGCUGCUCCGGGUCCGGCUGCCUGCCGUGCCACGGGGCAGCUCUGGCCCUCAGCGUGCUUCUCCAUCCAUGUUCACUCCUCUCCCCAGCCCCUGGCCCCACACACGGCGUGUUCCCGCUGCGGCGCUGGUCUGUCCUUCCCCGGUGGCAGAUCCCAGGAAGGGUGAGAAGCCAGAGCGGCACGUGCCGGGUCAGCGGUGCCGUGGGUUGGGCACGGCCCUGCUCGGAGCUGGGGUCAGUACUGCCUGCCCCGUCCUGGGCUGGCUGCCCCACGCCGGCAGCUCUGUGGCACCCGCUGCUGCAGGUGGGCGCGCUGCCCCUGAAAAUGAGUUUCUCUGUAGCCUCUGCUGCGGACAGUUGGAGCACCCAGUAAACAGUGUUUUUCCCUCUUG
Molecule: messenger RNA, 1209 nt
Organism: Phalacrocorax carbo (great cormorant)
Lineage: Eukaryota; Metazoa; Chordata; Aves; Suliformes; Phalacrocoracidae
Source: RefSeq, a predicted model, not a curated record